CACUCGCCAAUUCCGUGGGACGGUGGGGGCUCCGAUAUCUGAACACCGCUGCGCUUCACACUUCCUUCGUCCACUUCCACCCCCUCUCGCAACAAUGCGCUCCUAUAAGCUUCAAGAUAUUGCAAAGCACGACUCCGAAAGGUCGUGCUGGGUCAUCAUCCACAACAAAGUCUACGAUGUUACGGAUUUUUUACAUGAACAUCCUGGUGGUGCCUCGGUAAUUCUGAAAUAUGCUGGAAAGGAUGCUACGCUGGCGUACGAACCAAUCCACCCCCCUGACGCACUGGACAAGCACCUAUCCCCAUCCCAACAUCUCGGCAAUGUCGAGGCCGACGCGGCUCAGGCCCUAGAAGAAGAAAGGCAGAGCAGGCGCAAGACAAAGGACGAGAUACGCACCGAAGAAGCCCAUAAGCGCAAACCACCCCUCAGCAGGAUUUUGAGCUUGGCGGACAUGGAGAAAGUCGCAAGCCAGGUUCUCUCGCAUAAAGCAUGGGCUUAUUACUCCUCUGCCGCCGACGAGGAAAUCACUCACCUUGAGAAUGCCCGGGCAUUCUCCCGGUUUUUCUUCCGCGCCCGCGUCAUGAGGCCUGUCGGGGAAUGUGAUCCGUCUACUACCAUUCUUGGAUAUCAAUCUGCCAUUCCCGUAUUCGUGAGCGGUGCGGCGCUUGCGAAAUUGGGACAUCCAAAGGGGGAAGUCAACAUUACCAGGGGCGCGUGGAAGGAAGGCAUUAUUCAAAUGGUCUCCUCUAAUGCCUCUCUAUCGUAUACCGAGAUCAUGGCAGCCGCUGCACCAUCGCAGGUAUUGUUCUUCCAGUUAUACAAGAACAAGGACGAUUCCGUGGCAGUGGAGCGUGUUAGAGAGGUUGAGCGCUUGGGGUACCGGGCGAUCUUCCUGACAGUCGAUGCCAUUGUAGCAGGAAACCGAGAGGCGGACAUCCGGAGUCCCUGGACACUAGAAGACCAGGAAAGCGGAACUAUCCCUGUCUGGGACGAGAACGUCCCCGUGGAUGAGGUAAAUCUCGGCGGAACGGCGGGAGCUUUGGUUAACAGGGACGAUAAAGAUAUGACAUGGGAAAAGACCAUACCAUGGUUGCGAAGUAUAACAAAACUCCCGAUCGUCAUUAAGGGGAUUCAAUGUGUUGAGGACGCUGUGGCCGCGGCAGACGCUGGCGUUGACGGAAUCCUUCUGUCGAAUCACGGAGGUAAUUCCACUUCCAUGUUAUCGUCUGUUGCACGCUUUAACCAAGACAUCGCAGGUCGACAGCUCGAUUACUCGCUACCCCCGAUCGAGGUUCUCCAUCGGAUACGGCUCGAAAGACCUGACGUCUUCGACAGAUUGGAAGUCUACAUCGAUGGUGGUAUAUAUCGUGGGACUGAUGUUGUUAAGGCACUGUGCCUGGGAGCAAGAGCAGUUGGCCUAGGCAGGGCCUUUUUGUACGCCCAAAGUGCCUAUGGAGAAGCCGGAGUGAUAAAGAUUACUCAGCUGCUGAAGCGCGAGAUCGUAACCGCGAUGCGGCUGGUCGGGGCUCGUAAUGUGGCCGAACUCAAGUCAGAGAUGGUUGAGCGCGUUGAUUGGCAACCCCUGCUGAGACCUAAGUUAUGA
Molecule: messenger RNA, 1603 nt
Organism: Coprinopsis cinerea okayama7#130
Lineage: Eukaryota; Fungi; Basidiomycota; Agaricomycetes; Agaricales; Psathyrellaceae
Product: cytochrome b2
Exons: 15
Coding region: 95-1603 (502 amino acids)
Biological process (GO): lactate metabolic process
Molecular function (GO): heme binding; L-lactate dehydrogenase (cytochrome) activity
Source: RefSeq, a predicted model, not a curated record